This is a messenger RNA of Salvia miltiorrhiza (redroot sage), 1840 nucleotides long. RefSeq names its product cytochrome P450 714C2-like. The transcript has 5 exons. Lineage: Eukaryota; Viridiplantae; Streptophyta; Magnoliopsida; Lamiales; Lamiaceae. Gene Ontology annotation, molecular function: oxidoreductase activity, acting on paired donors, with incorporation or reduction of molecular oxygen; iron ion binding; heme binding. Bases 164 to 1735 code for a protein of 523 amino acids. The record is from RefSeq and is a predicted model, not a curated record.
UUCUUUUUUUCUUUUUUGGGUUUAGAAAGGAGUGAAGAGUUGGAGAGAGAAAGUAGCAGAAAACCACAAAACUUCCCUCUGUAAUUAUAAAUGGCAGAAACAACAGUCAACAGAGCUUCUGCAAUUCCAACAAAUAGCUGUAUAUCAACCUACAGUUUCUACAAUGGAGGAAUCCAUGAUCAUUGCGGCGCAGAUGCUUCUGUCUAUACUUUUGGGAGCUCUGUUUAUAGUUAUUGCAUAUGUCUUCGACGCUUCAAUCUCGAGACCACGACGAUUGAGAUCGGGAAUUGUGAAGCAAGGGAUCAGAGGUCCUGUUCCUUCAAUUUUGUACGGCAACAUACCUGAAAUAAAACGAAUCGCCGAAUCUCUGAAGCCGAUGGAGAAAAGAUCCCCAGAUAAAAUGGUGCAUGAUUGGUUCCCCGCCGUUUUCCCCCAUCUCGAGCAGUGGAGAAACGAAUACGGAGCGACAUUUUUGUAUUCUACCGGCGCCAUACAGCUGCUUUGCGUUACUGAUGCAGAGAUGGUGAAGGAGAUGAUCCUCUGCACCUCUUUGAACCUUGGCAAGCCUUCAUAUUUGUCGACAGAACGCGGUCCUCUGCUCGGUAGAGGCAUCCUCUCGUCGAAUGGCCCUUAUUGGGCGUAUCAGAGGAAGAUCAUUGCACCUGAGUUUUACUUAGAGAGAGUUAAGGGUAUGGUGAGCUUGAUGGUUGAAUCCACAGCAGCAAUGUUGAAAAGUUGGGAGACGAAGGCGGAGGAUUCGGGUGGGAAGGUGGAGAUCACAGUAGAUGAGGAUUUUAGAAGCUUGUCAGCUGAUAUAAUAUCAAGAGCUUGCUUUGGCAGAAACUAUGUACAAGGGGGAAAGAUAUGCAGCAUGCUUCAAUCACUUCAACGAGUGAUGUCAAGGGGGAAUAUCGGAGUUCCGGGAAUGAGGCACCUCCCGACUAAGCACAACAGAGAGUUAUGGAGAUUGGAGCGUGGUAUUGGCUCGAUGAUACUAGAUGCUGUCAAGAGGCGCAGCAGUGAUGAUGAUGGUGAUAAGAAAGACCUUCUGCAGUUGCUACUUGCUGCAGCUGAGAAUGAUGGAGAUGACAGCAGCAAGAUACCUGCCGAUAUGACUACCAACAAGUUUAUUGUUGAUAACUGCAAGAACAUUUAUCUUGCUGGCCAUGAGACUACAGCAAUCUCGGCAUCAUGGUGCUUGAUGAUGCUGGCCGCCCAUCCAGAUUGGCAAGCUCGUGCUCGUGGAGAGGUGCUUGCAAUCUGUGGCACAAACACACCCACAGCAGACGUGCUUCACAACAUGAAAGUGCUGAAUAUGGUGAUUCAAGAGACGCUACGCCUGUACCCACCGGUGGCCUAUGUGGUGAGAGAAGCCUUGCAAGACAUCCAUUUCAAGGGGCUCAACAUAGGGAGGGGCGCGAACAUCCAGGUCCCUAUACCUAGGAUGCACCAGGACCGGGAGCUGUGGGGCCCGGACGCCCAUGAGUUCAAGCCGGAGAGAUUUGGCAAUGGAGUUUCGGGGGCCUGCAAGAUCCCACAGGCUUAUAUGCCCUUCGGGUUCGGAAGCCGAUCGUGUGCAGGACAACACUUCGCCAUGGCUGAGUUGAAGGUCAUUCUCUCCCUUAUCCUCUCCAAGUUUCGGUGGUCUCUCUCGCCGGCGUAUCACCAUUCGCCGGUGUUUAGAUUAGCCAUACAGCCCCAGCAUGGAGUCUCUAUUCUUCUUGAGAAACUGUGAUGCCUCUUUUCCCAUCAGUUUUGAACGUUGGUUUCAACUUUUAACUUUGAACUUUCACAUUUCACUAUUGAAUGUACAAAAGUUAGGCUUCAAUUUUUAACCCAA